This is a messenger RNA of Durusdinium trenchii, 1992 nucleotides long. NCBI's taxonomy places the organism in Eukaryota, Dinophyceae, Suessiales, Symbiodiniaceae. The record is from the annotation of a GenBank genome assembly.
AUGUCGUACUACAAGUCCCUGGAAGGUGAUCCUGCUGCUGCAGGAGUCGCCAAUGGCAGUCCCUCCUUCACGCCAACAUCCGCCUCGACGGCAGAUCCCUCUUUUGCACCAAGAGUCGACAGGUUGCAACUUCGACAGCUGUUCCGCGCGGUGCUUCUGGUGUCUGGCAGCUUCUUUCGGGACAAGAAGAGUAGAUCGAAAGCAUGGACGUUGGCAUUCACCCUGUUGGUCACGAUGCUGCUCUUCUCGUUGAUGUCCAUGCUCUUUCUCACCACGCUACGGGAGUUCCAGAAUGCGCUGCACGACCGCGACCAAGACCAGUUCUAUGCUGCACAGCUGAAAAUUGUGAAAGUUGUCUUCAUGAUUAUGCCGGUUCUGUGCUUGCGCUACUUGCUCCGCGGCACCCUCUCAUUGGAAUGGCGGAGGUAUUUGACACACAUCCUGCUGAGUCGCUACAUCAACGAGAAGAAGCUCUACUAUCGCUUAAAACUGCUGGGUCGGAACUUGGACAACCCGGAUCAACGCAUCGCCCAGGACACAGGGGAGUUCACCGACACGAUCCUGGAGUUUGCCACGACCGUGGCACAGCAAGUGCUGCUGAUCGCGGUCCAAUCCGGUAUCUUGAUUUCCAUCUCCCAUGACUUGUUCUACUUCAUUGUGAUAUAUUCCUUGGUCCUGAACGUGCUGUCCUUCGUGGUCUUUGGGGGGCCCUUCACGCGGCUGCGUCGAGGCGUGUUGGCACAAGAGGCCUCCUUCCGCUUCACUUUGGUCCGGGUGCGCGAGCACGCUGAGCCGGUGGCCUUCUUUGAUGGACACCACUUCGAACUGGCACGAUGUCAAGAGAUCUUUGGCAAGCUCAUGGUCACACUCUAUCGUUUGCUGUACAUCUCCAUCAGCUUCGGCCUCAUCGAGGCCGCAGCACAGUAUAUCGCCAAUGUGGCGCCCUUCAUCGUUUUGGCAGACAAAUACUUCCGUGGCUCCAUGGACUUCGGCGCCAUGAUGGAGGCCGCUACCGUCCUGGGCGCCCUGCAGGGCGCCUUCACCACGCUGGUGACGCAGAUGAGCUCUAUCACCAACAUGGGAGCUCAAGCCAUUCGUAUCCAGCAACUUUGGGACAUGCUUGACGAGACCGACCUGGAUGACACGGGGAUCAACUCGGCGGUCUCGCAGGGCGUGCUGCUCGACCUGGACGAGUUGACCAUCUAUACUCCCAGAGGUCCGAGGCCGUUGGUCGAGAAGGUCACCUUCAAACUGUUCAAAGGCGACUCGUUGCUGCUCUGUGGACCCAGUGGUGUGGGCAAGAGCUCGUUGCUGCGGGGCCUCGCGGGGCUUUGGCAUCGAGGAAGUGGCACGAUCCGUCGCUGCGCUCCACACGAGAUGUUCUUCUUGCCGCAGGAGACGUACCUUUGUUUGGGCUCCUUGCGGGACAAUGCCACCUACCCGAAGGCGCUGUCAGAGAGCCCCAAAGAUGAGGAGAUCAUUCAAGCUUUGGAAGAUGUGAACCUCGCCUACUUGCUGCCGCGCUAUGGCCUUGAGGCGCCGAUCGACUUCGACAGCUGCCUGAGUGGCGGGGAACGUCAACGGCUGGGCUUCGCCCGGCUGCUGGUGGCCAAGCCGAAGUUCGCAGUUCUGGAUGAAGCCACCAGUGCAUUGGACAGCCAAAACCAGGAGGCGAUGUACUGUAAUCUUCAGAGGCAUGUGGAUGGCUACGUGUCCGUGGGCCAUACAGCGUCACUGGAGGCCUUCCACACCAUGAAGCUCUUGUUGGAAAGGACCUCGGCGCCCACUGCAACAUGGCAUUUGGAACUGUAUAAUCAACAGCGGCGAUCGGCCGCGGGGGCGGGCCAAGCGCAGGUUGCUUCGCGUGCGGCGAAUGAAAGCGGUUCCGCUCCCAGCAGUGCGCAGGGCUUGUCAAAGGGUGCAGAGGGCGGCGCCGACUGGCCAGCCGACCAGCACCGCUUCGGGCGUCCUUCCAACGCCACGGCCAUGUAG